This is a messenger RNA of Trichomonas vaginalis G3, 999 nucleotides long. Its product is annotated as WD40 repeat-like family. Gene Ontology annotation, molecular function: protein binding; U4 snRNA binding; U6 snRNA binding. Gene Ontology annotation, cellular component: U4/U6 x U5 tri-snRNP complex. Gene Ontology annotation, biological process: mRNA splicing, via spliceosome. The record is from RefSeq and is a predicted model, not a curated record. Lineage: Eukaryota; Parabasalia; Trichomonadida; Trichomonadidae. The transcript has a single exon. Bases 1 to 999 code for a protein of 332 amino acids.
AUGAAGAUCAUUAUGACAGCUUCAGAUGAUCAUACAAUUGGAAUAUUUGACAGAGAAAACCAAGAUAACGAUAUAAUCGAAGCGCACGAAUCUCCUAUUACAGAUAUUAAAAUUUCUCCAGAUGGUACAUUAUUUGCCACAGCUUCAACAGACAGAACAACAAAGUUAUGGAAUUUUUCUACAAAAGAAACAAUUUUUACAACUAAAACGCAUAAACAAAGUGUAUCAUGCGUAUCAUGGUUUCAAGAUUCGUCUAAAAUUGCUACAGGUUCUCAUGACGGAUCCGUUAUUCUUUGGGAUGCCAAAGAAUGCGAACGUUUAUUAAUUAUGAACGGAAUUAAUGGCUGGGUUAAUGACGUCCAAGUCCACGGAGAUCUCGUAGCAAUGGCCGGAAACGAUAGAAACAUUAUUAUUUAUGAUCAAAGAACAGGCAAAGCAGCGCAAAAAAUCUCAACCCGUACUGAGACAGAUAUAUCUUCUCUUUCAUUCCAUCACUUAGGAUCUUGUCUCGCCGCAAGUUCUAAUGAUAACAAGAUCAGAAUGUUCGAUUUAAGGACAACAAACAUUGUUCGCCGUCAGAGAGCUCACUGCGAAGGAAUCACCAGAGUCUCGUUCAAUCCUAAUACAGACGACUAUCUAACAGUUUCCAAAGAUGGUUUUGUUAGAUUAUGGUCAUUGAAAUCAUCAGACAUCAUAACUUCAUUCCAGCAGCAUGAUUCUGGUGUUAACAAUGUUACAUGGUGUUCUGAUGGCAAACACUUUGCAACAUGUGGCGAUGAUCGCAAAAUUUGUGUUUGGUAUCAGAGCAAGGAAAAUGAGGAAGAUUUUGAUGGUGGAGAUGUACUAUCUUCACUUAAUACUAUUCAGCAGCAACUCCGCGUUCUAACUUCAGCAAUGAAAAGAUUAGAUGAAAGAUUAUUAAUCCAAGAAGGAAAAGUUCGCUUCCUCCAAGAUAUUGAUCGUCCAAUUGUAAAAGCUUAUCUUAGAGCUUCUAAAUAA